This is a messenger RNA of Eleginops maclovinus (Patagonian blennie), 1249 nucleotides long. It is a transcript of the gene gsta.1, whose product is annotated as glutathione S-transferase, alpha tandem duplicate 1. The record is from RefSeq and is a predicted model, not a curated record. The transcript has 7 exons. Gene Ontology annotation, biological process: glutathione metabolic process. Lineage: Eukaryota; Metazoa; Chordata; Actinopteri; Perciformes; Eleginopidae. Bases 271 to 942 code for a protein of 223 amino acids. Gene Ontology annotation, molecular function: glutathione transferase activity.
GUUAUUAACGUAAAUUGUCCAGAUACUUAAUAUUUGCCUAAAAUCUUUGAAGAAAUAGGAGCAGUUAGUAUUUUCCCAUGAUGUCUAGCGCCAACAUGUAAAUGAUCAUUGGCUAGAAUCAACCAAUGAAAAGUCUUCACAUGUUGUUCCCACCUUAAUCUUUUUUUAUUCUGCUACUUUAUUAUUUAACGACUUAUCUGAGCUUGCUCACUCACGACAGCGUUGAGGGUGCAAAGCGAUUACUUCAUCCACUUUGGAAAUACUAUAGCCAUGGCUGGGAAAGUUGUACUUCACUAUUUUAAUGGGAGAGGAAAAAUGGAGUCAAUCCGUUGGCUCUUGACCGUAGCAGAAGUGGAAUUUGAUGAGGUGUUUUUGACAACUCGGGAGCAGUAUCUUAAACUCCUGAGUAACGGAGACCUCAUGUUUCAACAGGUUCCCCUGGUGGAAAUGGACGACAUGAAGCUUGUUCAGACAAAGGCAAUCUUAAACUACAUCGCAGAGAAGUACAACCUUCAUGGAAAAGAUCCCAAAGACAAACUCAUGGUCAAUACCUACUCAGAGGGAUUGAUAGAUCUCAUGGAAAUGAUCAUGGUGUUGCCCUUUGCUGCAGAUGUAAAACCAAAACUGGACAACAUUCAAAAGAAAGCAAAUGAGCGCUACCUUCCUGUGUUUGAAAAGGCGUUGUGUGGGUCCAUAUACCUGGUGGGAGGUAGACUGAGCUGUGCAGAUGUGCAGCUGCUCGAAUGCACCCUGAUGUUGGAAGAGAAAUUUGCUGGUAUCCUUACUGAUUUCCCCAACGUCAAGUCGUUUCAGGGCAGGAUGACCAGAAUUCCCGCCGUCAGCAGGUUCCUGCAGCCCGGCAGCAAGAGGAAGCCGCAGCCAGAUGAUGUAUACGUGAAAACCAUCAUGGAGGUUUUCGACAUAAAAUCACCGUUUCUGUGAACUCUGUCCUCCUCACACAGGCAGAGUUAAUGAUUAAUAAUGCAAGGACAUUAUUUUGUCCACGAGGAAUGACUAUAUUUGAAUAUUUCACUAAUCCUAACAAACAUUAGCAUUAGCUUGACUAAAACCUUUGUAACCCUUAAACAUUAUAGGGUGCAGGGUGGUUGGUUAAUAAUGCAAGGACAGGAUUUUGUCGAUGUUGAUCAACUAUAUUUGAACACUUCACUAACCAUUACAGACUUUGACAUUAGUUUGACUGGAAUCUAUGAAGUUUUCACUGCAAAUAAAUUGGACAAACAUUUGAAAA